GCUGAAUACGUGAAUAAAUUAAAUAUCCUUUUCUGUUACUUGAGGCGAUAUUUGCAAAACCAAACAAAGUAUUUUCUAAACAUCAAGAAAAAAAAAUGUUCAUCUAGAAUCUAGACCAGCGGUGUCCUGGUCAGUCCUGUAGGGCUGUUGUUUAGCAGAGUUUACAUUUAUGCAUUUGGCAGAUGCUUUUAUACAAAGCGACUUGCAUUGCAAAAUCCUAUACAUUUAUAUUUGGGCAUAUGCAAUCCCCUGGGAUCGAACCCACAACCUUGCGUUGCUCGUACCAAUGAGCUACAGGAAAGCUGUUGUUAAGCUUCAAUUUGGCUCAGCACACCUGUCUGGGAGUUUCUAAUCUGCUUAGAGUAGACAAAUGUGCCACAUGCUUUAAAAACAUAUUUUAUUUGGAUGGGAAAUGUAAAGCAUGACGCAACAAUUCUACUCCAGUCCACGUGGUGGCAGGAGCGCAUUUCGUUCAUCGAACGCUCCACAUGAAGCAGAAGAGUGACGCAUGUGGAAGGGAAUGCCGGGAAAUUGCUGUUUGUGUGAAUGAGAGUAGCCUUGUCGAACUACACGAGCAACACACUCUGUUUACAAUAAAUUAAUUUACAAAGUCAGAAAUGUCGGGAAGCGCAGGGGAAUGGUGUCUUAUGGAAAGUGACCCGGGAGUUUUCACAGAGCUGAUAAAAGGCUUCGGGUGCAAAGGUGCACAGGUGGAAGAGAUAUGGAGUAUGGAGCCAGAGAACUUUGAAAAUCUCAAGCCAGUUCACGGUUUGAUUUUCCUCUUCAAGUGGCAACCCGGUGAGGAGCCAGCAGGGUCUAUAGUUGAAGACUCAAGGCUGGAGCAGAUCUUCUUUGCCAAGCAGGUCAUCAAUAAUGCCUGUGCGACCCAAGCCAUCAUCAGUGUUUUGUUAAACUGCACACAUUCGGAUAUGCUUCUUGGGGAAACAAUGACAGAAUUUAAAGAGUUCUCAAACAGUUUUGAUGCCGCAAUGAAGGGUCUUGCUCUCAGUAACUCUGAAGUGAUUCGACAAGUCCACAACGGCUUCGCCAGACAGCAAAUGUUUGAGUUCGAUUCCAAAUCCUCUGCUAAAGAAGAAGACGCGUUUCACUUUGUUAGCUAUGUUCCUGUUAACGGUAGACUGUAUGAGCUGGAUGGACUUCGUGAAGGACCAAUAGAUUUGGGUGUGUGUAACCAGGAUGACUGGAUCGGGGCUGUACGACCCGUUAUUGAGAAAAGAAUACAGAAAUACAGUGAAGGAGAGAUUCGUUUCAACCUGAUGGCCAUCGUAUCAGACCGAAAGAUGAUUUAUGAAAGAAAGAUUGAUGAACUACAGGCUCAGCUAACAGAGGAAGAGCCAAUGGACACAGACCAGAGCGGAAAUCAUCUUAGCUCUAUCCAGACAGAGAUCGCCAAGUUUCAGCUCCUGAUCGAGGAAGAGAAUCAAAAACUUAAAAGAUAUAAAGUUGAAAAUAUAAGAAGGAAGCACAACUAUCUACCCUUUAUUAUGGAGCUACUGAAGACAUUGGCUGAAUAUCAACAGCUGAUACCAUUGGUUGAAAAGGCAAAGGAAAAGCAAAGUGCCAAAAAAAUACAAGAAGCAAAGUAAAGCUACAUUGUCAGACGCUGUUUUAUUUUAUGCCACGGAAUAACCUGACGCGCCGUUGUCACCCGUAUCCCGUAAAAGGAGCACCUGAAAGUGAAGUCGAAUGUUGUGCUUGCUGUCAUUUCCUUCAUGUUUGUGCAUGCAUGCGAAGAGAUGUUUAAAUAAUGUCUUAUUUUCAUAUAAAUUUCAUUUGUUAAGUAA
Messenger RNA from Triplophysa dalaica, 1805 nucleotides. RefSeq names its product ubiquitin carboxyl-terminal hydrolase L5 (gene uchl5). The record is from RefSeq and is a predicted model, not a curated record. Gene Ontology annotation, molecular function: proteasome binding; cysteine-type deubiquitinase activity. The transcript is spliced from 11 exons. Gene Ontology annotation, cellular component: Ino80 complex; cytoplasm. Bases 618 to 1607 code for a protein of 329 amino acids. NCBI's taxonomy places the organism in Eukaryota, Metazoa, Chordata, Actinopteri, Cypriniformes, Nemacheilidae. Gene Ontology annotation, biological process: ubiquitin-dependent protein catabolic process; protein deubiquitination.